CCUCACCCCGAAGAGCCUCACCCCGAAGAGCCUCACCCCGAAGAGCCUCACCCCGAAGAGCCUCACCCCGAAGAGCCUCACCCCGAAGAGCCUCACCCCGAAGAGCCUCACCCCGAAGAGCCUCACCCCGAAGAGCCUCACCCCGAAGAGCCUCAGCCCGAACCACAGCCCGCCGAACACGUGGAGGACCCAGCUCCAGAAGAGCCUAAUGCUGGGGCUGAAGAACCUGCCCCUCCACCACCGGCUCCCACUCAACAAGACCGUCGUCUGGUCGUUGUGACGCCUGUCAACGGGCCUGGCGUGAAUCUGUGCAAGUUCAUGAUGAGCGCGAUCGCGCUGGGCUAUCCGUCACCGAUUAUCACGAACUGGGGCCGCGAUCCCUUUGAAGCCUCCAAAUGGAGGGGCGGCCCCAACCUGGCCAAAAUCACCGGCAUCUUGCGCUACCUUGACGCUGCACUUGACGAGGAAGCCCAUCCCGACGACAAGCUACACGAGGACGACAUUGUGAUCAUAUCUGAUGGCUUUGAUGUCUGGUUCCAGCUGCCCCCAGAGGUCCUGCUACGACGCUUUCACGAGAUCAACGCGCGUGCCAAUGCGCGGCUUCGGGAACAGUGGUCCCAAGAAGACCCUAUGCCGAUGGAGCAGACCAUUGUCUUCUCCGCGCAGAAACGGUGCUGGCCAGGCAUUCCCGAUGGCUACGAUCUGCACUGCGAGGAGCUUCCCGAGAGUCCUCUUCCCGCCGAUCUGUACGGGGAUGCCACCGACAUCAUCAUUGAAACAAGCAAUCCCUACCAGCCCAACUUCCACAAUGUACGUCCGCGGUUCAUCAACGGAGGCACGUACAUGGGCCCCGCAGGCGACCUGCGGCGCGCGUUUCGCCGUGGCUUCGACCAGCUCGACAGCAAAGCGGAAUCAGGCAUCAAGCUCUCCAGUGAGCAGGGCGUCUCGGGUCAAGUCUUUGGUGAGCAGGAGGUGUGGCGCACCUGGAGGCGGACGCAGUCGCUUGAACAAGGCAGCGCGACCACUCUGAUGGAAAGGGACUUCGAAUAUCAUAUUGGGCUGGACUAUACACAGGAACUGUCUCUGGCCACGUGCCACUCGGAAGAUCACGGCGACAUUGUCGCCCUGGGCAACCAAUCCGCCGUCGACGAAUACUCAUCCAAGGCUGGGCUCGUACCGGCUCGCGUUCAGGGCGUACCUGAGGACAUUGUCCACGUACGCAACCCUUUGGAGGGGUAUGCCCCCGAGACGCAAUGGGGUGACAUGCCUCUCUACACGGAUUUCUACACGCAGGCUGUCCCAGCCAUGGUCCACCAUAAUGCAUGGCAGCACGGCCUGAAAGAGCGCCGCUUCACUUGGUGGGAUAGAAUGUGGUUCUUCCCGUAUCUUCGCGACAUGGUUGCGAGCCGACUGAAGCCAGCCCCCCUGGAGCCCUUGGUGACGAUCAACACGGAGGAAGGCGACAUUGUGUACUGGGCGCCUCCAUCAGAUGCAUUCAGGAGAAAGCCGAGGCUGAUGGUGGGCAAGACUGCCCAGCCUCUGGAAGAGGCUUCCUUCGACGUGCUGUGCGCUGUGCCUGGGAAAACCGAAGCUUCCGACCCAAAGUGGUGGGAUGAAGUAUUCCGGGAUGAAAAAGGGCCCAUAUGAGCAGGCGUGGAAAGAGAUACUGUUUAACAUCUGUACAUUUCUUUUUCUUUUUCUCAUGACGAACAAAGACGGCCUCUCGAGCAGCUAAAGUUGCCACGGGCAUCUGCUGGACCCGGAUCUUAAAUAGCAUGUAUAUAUAUACCUUGCUUUUGAUUCACAUUGCCUUAUCAU
This is a messenger RNA of Emericellopsis atlantica, 1818 nucleotides long. RefSeq lists its product as uncharacterized. Lineage: Eukaryota; Fungi; Ascomycota; Sordariomycetes; Hypocreales; Bionectriaceae. The coding region runs from base 319 to 1647 and encodes 442 amino acids. The record is from RefSeq and is a predicted model, not a curated record. The transcript is spliced from 2 exons.